Messenger RNA from Linum trigynum, 5080 nucleotides. NCBI's taxonomy places the organism in Eukaryota, Viridiplantae, Streptophyta, Magnoliopsida, Malpighiales, Linaceae. The record is from the annotation of a GenBank genome assembly.
CAAGUAGUAAAUGUUUCAUAUGCUCGCAAUGUGUUGUAGAUGCACCCUAUCGAUUACUGAUGUUAAUAAAAAAAUCUUAACAUCAAAAUAUUUAAUAAAAAGAUAUGAAAAAAUUGAGGCAUUUAUUGAAAGUUAUUUCAUGUGGGGUAUACGAUAAUAAAUGUGAGUAUCAUGAUUGACAAAUUGAUACAUAAUGUCUUACAUUGGGAGUUAACAAGUUUAUGCAUUAGUUGAAAGUUACUUUACAUUGUAUAAGAUAAUAAAUAGAGUAUCAUGAUUGACUAAUCGAGGCAUAAAGGCUUACAUUCAUAAUUUACAAACCUCAAUCUUGGAAAUGAGUGAGGAUUAGAUAAUUGGACAAUAAUAAGUGGGUAUAAUUUAUAUAUAUAUGGUUCAGGUUAGUGUACGUCAGUCGUACAUUGUACGCCCGUCGAGUUUUACUAUUUAGAGCCCGAAUUAACCGCAGUUUAGGGAAUGAUACUAUACCCUAACCUCUAAUGGGUGAACCCCAGUCCCUAAUUCUCUAACCCAAGCCACAAGAUUCAUUUAAUCUAAAAAAAUAAUAACCGACAGUUCUGAUUCAGCGAAAUAUAUUAUAGUGCAAAAACCAAGUGUGAACACAGGCGUACUUAUAAAUAUAUAUAGUUAUGGGUGCCUUCUACUGUACCCGGCCGGGUGAAAUCUGGGGUAUCACAUACCUUGAGUAUGAAAACGCUAUAUAGACAUCGAAUUAGCAGGAUUAUUGGGCAUGAUACUAUACUCUAACCCUUAACGAGUGAACCCUAGGUCCUAAUUAUCUAAAUCAUAAACUAUAAACCCUAAGAUGGUGCAUUGAUUUUUUGCCUGUAUUUGCACGAAUCAUAACCGUCGAUUAUUGUUUCUAAUUAAAUUGAUCUUGGGGUAUAAGAUUUAAAGAAUUAAAACCUAGAUUUUGAUCUUUAAGGGUUAGAGUAUAGUAUCGCAUCCGGAGAUAAGUCAAUUCAAGUUCUGGAUAGCGUUUUUUUACUCAAGGUAUGCGGUACCCCGGAUUUCACUCUGGUACCGUAGAACCCCCCUGACAAUUAUACAAAAAUUGGAUGGAUUGUUGAGUAUUUUGAUCGAGAAAUGAACCUAUAAUAUGUCAAUGUCCCAUAAACCUAUAUUAAGAGACUACGAAAAUUAUAAAAUAGGAUGUUACCACAAAACAAACCAUUUCAAAUAUUGAUUCACCUUAAGAAAAGGUUCUGCAAGGAUAAGUUGAUUUUACAUAAAACAUAAUUAGUCGGACCAACGGGUGGUUCUAUGCAUUUGAGAAAUUUUCUCUGUAGAGGAUCAACCAAUCAACAAAACAAUGAUCCAAUUCAAUCUUCAAACCUAGAAUGUAAGUACAAAUAUGUAUCUGUCUCUUAUUAUUUAUAGUUGACAAUUUUAUGUACAUCCAUACCCUCUAGGAUUUAGGGAAGAUGGAAGUUAUUUUUAAAUCACUAGAAAGUGUGGUUGACUCUAAUUAAUCUAUUUUUAAAUGACAAUAAGCUUGUUGAUGAUAUGACCAUCCAUGAUAACACUUAUCAUUUUAUAAUCAAUCUAAUUAUUAUGAUUAUUUAAUAUUAGAAAAUUAGUUCUUACCAUCUUACAUUCAUAAACUAAUUCACAUAAAUCAAAGUUGAAGAAUCUGUUAGAAUCAGUUUCGAAAUCAGAAUUGCUCUCCAAAGAAAAGUUGCCAGCUGAGACCUUCCUAUUGUGGCUAUGGGAGAACGUUCAAAAACCAACGGUCGGCUUUCUGUUGGUCCUAUAAAAUCGAUUCUUUGCAAGUGGGUGGAAGCACUUGUCAAGAGCGGAACAGGGCUUAAGGGCAAAGUGGGUUGAUUCAAACAAAGGAAUAUGUUCUAUUGAAUUAACGGUGUAACGGGUAUGGGAUUUGAGAUUUGGGUUUCAGUAUUCUGUUCGUUAUUUGAAUUCAUUGUGUCUGUAAUUGCUUCUCUUUGUUUUGCUUGAUAGGAAAAAAUAUAAUAAAAAAAGAGUCUCCUAGACCUCAGUAAGUACCGAGUCUAGGACGAGUAGUGACCGGUAGUUGGGAACCUCGUUAAAUCUUGCUGUGUUCUUUUAGCUUUUCUGUACUGCCUCCUUUAGUUUCUGAUUGUUCUCCAACAUGCUCUGUUUUCUUUUAAAACCAAAGAUUCUGUUUUCUAAGGAUUCUGAUCCAAGGAAGAAGACAAGCUCUAGCUAUUUCCCUAGUUCAUUUACUUUUGGGCCAAUCUCUCUUAAGCCCAUUUUUGUUUAAUUACUCUUAGUUUCUGUAAGUGGGCUUUGUGAAACGUGGGCUCAUACUAAAGGGAAGAACCAGUACCAAAGGAAAGAAACAGUCUUUGUUUCUUCAUUUCUUUAUUCUUCUCAUUUCCCCUUUCUUCUCUGGAUUUCCCAGUUUCAAAACCCUACUUUUUCCCUGGUCAUUUUGAUUUCAAUUGGUAUCAAAGUAUGCCCUUGCUGAAGAAAUCUCUUGCCAAGGUUUAGAUCCAAUGGCAUCUUCAUCCUUUGUCCAGGUGGUUCUCAAUCAUCCCCCAAUCUUCACCGGUUCAAAUUAUACUGCAUGGAAGAAACGGAUUAAACAAUUUAUGUGGGGAAUUGAUGAAGAAUUGUAGCUAAUCGUGCAAAAUGGUCCGAUUGCCAUGAUUGCUGAGGAACAGACUGUGUGGUCGGCAGCUCAGAAGAAAAGUGCUCAGUUGAAUCAAUGUGCUAUGCAUGUUUUUCAAUCUGCAAUGCAUCCAGAUGAAGCAGAUCAAGUCGAGAACUGCGAGACGGGAAGAGAAAUAUAGCUUGCUUUGGAAAGCACUUAUGAAGGUACUUCUAACAUACGAGAAUCUCGGAUUGAUCUAUUAGUUCAUGAAUAUGAGGCAUUUAACAUGUUUUCAAAUGAUGGAAUUCACGAGAUGUAUUCUCGAUUCACAACUUUAAUCAACAAGCUUAAGGGUUUGGGAAAAAUUUUUCUUGUUAAAGAUCUGAAUCGAAAAAUUCUUAGGUUGCUACCCAAAAGGACAGCUAUUGUGGAGGCUAAGAAUUUAGCUACUCUGCCUAUUAAUGAACUAAUUGGUUCCCUGUUGAGUCAUGAGAAUGUUAUCAAGCAAGUUAAUCAGGAUGAUGAUAAGAGGCAUAAAAGUCUUGCUUUUAAAUCCAAGGUUAUCGCUUAUGAUUCGGGUAGUGAAAAUGAAGCUGAGUUUGAUAAAGAAUUUGCUCUUGUUAGCAAACAGUUUCAUAGGAUGCUUAAACAUAAAAACAAUAGAAAACUUCAGGCUUCAGAGAGUCAAAAUUUUGAAUAUGAUCGUACUAAACCUUACUCUCAAGAUAGGCUACCUCUGUCGCAGACCAGAAAGUUUGAAACAGGUUUUCAGGAUAAGGAGCCUCAGGCGUGUUGUAAAUGUGGGAAGUUGGGGCACAUUCGUGCUCAAUGUACUCUGACUCUAAGGGCUCGUGAGCAUGCUAAGAAGGCUUCUUGGAGCAGUUAUGAUUCGGGUCAAGAUAAUGUGCCCUCUGACGAAUAAGCAUUUAUGGCCGCCAUACCUGUUCAAACCACCACGGAUCAUCAUUCAGUUUCUACAGAAGCUGAUGACUUCAAAUGGUAUUUAGACAGUGGAUGUUCACAUCAAAUGUCUGGUAAAGAUGCUUUUUUCUCUUCUCUAUUAUCCAAAGAUGGAGUAAGGUCCUUUUUGGAGACAAUGGAUCUGGACAAAUUGUUGGAAUUGGUACCAUAGGAAGUUUAACUUGUCCAUCUUUUCGUGAUGUGCUGCUAGUGCGGGGUUUGAAACAUAAUCUGUUAUCCAUUAGCCAAUUGUGCAGUAAUGGUAAUCGUGUUAUCUUUAAAACUGAUAAAUGUAUUGUUGAGCGUGUAAAAGAUGACAAAGUUCUUUUUGUAGGAUCUAUAGUCAACAAUAUGUAUCGUAUUGAUCUACAUGGUUUAACUGCCUUUCAUGAGAUGUGUUUUACAGCUUCCUGUCAUUAUGAACUCCUUUGGCAUCGUAAGAUAGGUCACAUUAGCCUUCCCAAGCUAAUUACUCUUUCUAAGUCAGAAAGUGCUCGUGGUGUUCCACCAUUAAAGCAUAAACCUGAUUUUUCUGUGAGACAUGUGUUGCUGGGAAGCAUACCAAGAAAUCAUUUAAACUAAAGUCUAGCAUCACGACUACUGCUGUUUUUGAUUUGAUCCAUUUGGAUCUUUUCAAUCCUUGCAAUGUUACUAGUCUAGGGGGUAAGAAUUAUGUUCUAGUCUUGGUUGAUGAUUUCUCUCGUUAUACCUAGGUUUACUUUUUGGAGCAUAAAGAUGAAUCGCUUGCGAAAUUUAUAAUCUUUGCGAAUCAAAUUUAUGGACGCAUAAAAACUAUUGCAGUGAUAAUGGUGGUGAAUUUGUUUCAGAAGAGUUUGAGACUCAUUGUAAUGAGUCAGGGAUAACUCAUACGUUCUCAGCUCCUCGAACUCCUCAGCAAAUGGAGUUGUUGAACAUAAAAAUUGCACUAUUAUAGAAUGUGCGCGUACUAUGCUGCUAGAAUAUAAUUUGCCAAAAUUUUUCUGAGCUGAAGCUGUAAGUACAUCCUGCUAUACUCUUAAUAGGGCUCUUCUUAGAAAAGGGAUGAUGAACACUCUCUAUGAGAUUUUUAAAUUCAAAACCCAAAUUUGUCAUAUUUCCGUCCUUUUGGAUGUCCUUGUUUUGUGUUGAAUACCAAAGAUUGUUUAGGAAAAUUUGAUGCAAAAUCAGAUUCUGCUCUUUUUUUUAUGGUAUUCAGUUAAUGGUCAAGCAUAUCGUGUCUACAAUAAGCGUACUAAGAAAGUUGAGGAAUCUGUUCAUGUUGUGUUUAAUGAUACUAAUGCUUCGGAUAAGAUUUUUGUACAGGAUGAGGGUGCAUAUGAUAUGCUAGAAAUGAUUCGAAUGCCCUCUGAGGAAGCUAAUUCUCUGAAUGAUAAGGUUACCAAGAUAUCAUCUCAUGAUGAUCAUACUACUCCAGAAAAUUUGGAAGAUACAAAUGAAAGUACCACAACAGAUGUCCAUAAUCAGCCUACCGUUCCUCCACAUAUUAAAAAAGGCAUCCUGCUGUUCAAAUAAUAGGAGAUGUGAAUG